This is a messenger RNA of Arvicanthis niloticus (Nile rat), 2020 nucleotides long. NCBI's taxonomy places the organism in Eukaryota, Metazoa, Chordata, Mammalia, Rodentia, Muridae. The record is from RefSeq and is a predicted model, not a curated record.
CUUUCCCUGCAAAAGAGCCUGGGGAAGCCAAAACCUUUCUUAAGCUGGGAGUUUGCGAACUAUAGCAGCCCUGAGCCCACUACUUGAUACCUCUGCUAACUGCCUGGCUGUAGCUCGUCAGGCCCCAAACCUGACCCCUGGCCCAGUGUGCAUUCUCGUAGUGUGACAUCCCCACAGCUGGCCUUUGGCUUAGUCAUUUGAUUCAUUCAGGACAGAUAGUACCAAUCUGAGCCCAGACACUCAACCCUCUCUCCCUUCCCCUCCACAGGCUUGAGAGUAUGCGGCUUCUCCCUCCCCUUUCUUCCAUGGACCACCCAUUGUGGCUUUCUUCUCAGAGCUUGUGAAACUGGUAGACUAGCCAGGAACAAUGCCCCAGACUCCCACAAGACUAAUCAGCCCAUAUGGCUCUGAUAGGUUGGUACAGUUAGCUGCUAGGCUCCGGCCAGCACUGUGUGAUACCCUGAUCACUGUAGGGGGCCUGGAGUUCCCUGCCCAUAGCCUAGUGUUAGCAGGUGCAAGCUCAAGGCUGGGUUGCAAGGGCAGGUGGGCUCUGGUUGAAGGCAUAAGCCCUUCUACCUUUGCUCAGCUUCUGACCUUUGUAUACGGAGAGAGUGUAGAGCUACAGCCUGGGGAGCUGGGGAACCUCGAAGAGGCAGCCAGAGCCUUGGGGGUACAGGCCUUGGAAGAGGCAUGUAAGAGAGCUCAAAGGAGCAAGAAAGAUGAUGAGCUGGAUCCAGGAUUGAAGAGGCACCAGCAAUCAGAAUUCAUGAGGGGUUCUGAGAGAGGACUGGGGGGUCCUGGAGAGAAACAGAAACCAGAGGAUUUUAGAAAUAAGGAGAGAGAACAGGAGAUGUCACACAAGCACAAAGCACCCGGAGAGAGCCCUGAGAUGGCAGGAGUAACUAGGAUGAUGAGCUCAGAGGAGGCACUCAGUCCAGCCCCUGUGGGUUACAGAGGAGCAGAAACAAAGCAAGCAGAGGUCAUGAAAGGUAUAGCGAGCCACCAUGGCUCUGAGGAGAGUCUUCGUGGGUGUCCGGGUCCACUUUCCCCACCAGGUUCCCUCCUCACUAGCCUCCUUCCCAGGCCCUGGUGGGCUGAAGCCCCAUGGUUGGGGGAGGGCCAGCCUGCCUUGUGGAGCAUCUUAUUGUGGCCGUCCAGAUAUGGCACUCCCUUCUCCCAUAGUACCCCCAUCACUGCGGCCUGGCAGGUCUGGCCUCCAGAUCAGAGGAUCCCACUGACCUUGAGCCACUCCAAAGGUCUUUGGAGUCAGAAUCAGCUGGCUUCCUCUAGCCCCACUCCAGGCACACUGGCAACCUGUGUGAGUCAAGAACGCACAUUGAACUGCCCAUCUCACCAACGCCCUUCUUUACCCUCUCCUGCUCGCUCUCGGCCCUUUUCUUGCUCUGUCUGUGGAAAGCGGUUUUCACUCAAGCAUCAGAUGGAGACACAUUACCGAGUCCACACAGGAGAGAAGCCCUUCUCCUGUAGCCUCUGUCCUCAGCGCUCCCGGGAUUUCUCUGCCAUGACCAAGCACCUGAGGACACAUGGGGCUGCUCCCUAUCGCUGCCCUCUGUGCAGGGCUGGCUGCCCUAGCCAGGCGUCCAUGCAGGCGCACAUGCGUGGCCACUCGCCCAGCCGGCUGCCUCCUGGAUGGACCAUACGCUCUACCUUCCUCUACUCUUCCUCGAGGCCAACACGGGCCUCCAUCUCUCCCAGUAGUUCCGCCUCCUCCGCUGCCACCUGACCCGUUGUUGGUAGCUUCUCUGGCUUGACAAGACUCCAACCAAAGAAUAGACUAAAAGGCAGAAGAGUUCAGCUGGCGGCGCUGUCGCUAGGGCGGCCUGGCAAAUUUAUCCGCAGAAGAGCUGCUGGACAGGAGCUUCGAACCCUCUCCGGAUGAGCGAGUUGCAGAAGCCUCGGCCAGCUGGCAAGUCCGAGUUAAGGACAGUUAACUUGGUGAAGAUUAACUGGGGGCUGUCAAUUUCAUCACUAUAAUAAAGUUUCCUGUGCUCUCCAGUCA